Helicoverpa armigera (cotton bollworm) is the source of this 2690-nucleotide messenger RNA. It is a transcript of the gene Pp4-19C, whose product is annotated as serine/threonine-protein phosphatase 4 catalytic subunit. Gene Ontology annotation, biological process: double-strand break repair via homologous recombination. Gene Ontology annotation, cellular component: nucleus; cytoplasm. The transcript has 7 exons. NCBI's taxonomy places the organism in Eukaryota, Metazoa, Arthropoda, Insecta, Lepidoptera, Noctuidae. Bases 188 to 1111 code for a protein of 307 amino acids. The record is from RefSeq and is a predicted model, not a curated record. Gene Ontology annotation, molecular function: protein serine/threonine phosphatase activity.
AACUCUAUUGACUAUGGAGAGUCGUUGUAAUGGCGGACGCAUUGUGAUUGUUUGUUGAAAGAAUUUGUGCUGCUGUUACGAUAUUACUAAAAGAAAUCAUAACAUUAAGUAAUCUCAAAUUGUAAGUCUGCAGUACAAAUUGAAUUCAACACUUUUUUGGUGGAGCGUGGUCAUUUUAUUUAGCAAAAUGUCUGAUACUAGUGAUUUAGACCGUCAAAUUGAACAGCUAAAGAGAUGCGAGAUAAUAAUGGAGGCCGAGGUUAAGGCACUGUGUGCCAAGGCCCGCGAAAUUCUCGUCGAAGAGAGCAAUGUUCAGCGGGUAGAUUCUCCUGUCACGGUUUGUGGAGAUAUCCAUGGUCAAUUCUAUGAUCUGAAAGAACUGUUUAAAGUAGGCGGUGAUGUUCCUGAAACCAAUUAUUUAUUUAUGGGCGACUUUGUUGACCGAGGAUUCUAUUCCGUAGAAACAUUCUUAUUACUUCUUGCUUUAAAGGUCCGCUACCCUGACCGCAUCACACUGAUCAGAGGCAACCAUGAAUCCAGACAGAUCACCCAAGUUUAUGGUUUCUAUGAUGAGUGUCUAAGGAAAUAUGGAUCUAUCACUGUAUGGAGGUAUUGCACUGAAAUAUUUGACUACCUCUCGUUGUCGGCAAUCAUUGAUGGGCGAAUAUUCUGUGUGCACGGUGGGCUGAGUCCUUCAAUACAAACCCUUGACCAAAUCCGCACGAUUGACCGCAAGCAAGAAGUGCCUCAUGACGGACCCAUGUGUGACCUGCUGUGGAGUGACCCUGAAGACACCCAAGGCUGGGGUGUAUCGCCCCGAGGAGCGGGCUACCUCUUUGGUUCAGACGUGGUAGCCCAGUUCAACGUGUCGAAUGAUAUCGACAUGAUAUGCCGCGCUCACCAGCUCGUCAUGGAAGGUUAUAAGUGGCAUUUCAAUGAGACUGUACUCACUGUGUGGUCUGCCCCUAAUUAUUGCUACAGAUGCGGCAACGUGGCUGCGAUACUAGAACUGAACGAGAAUCUUCAGCGAGAGUUCACAAUAUUCGAGGCGGCGCCGCAGGAGUCGCGAGGCGUGCCCUCUAAGAAGCCGCAGGCCGACUACUUUUUAUAAUGUUGCGUACAAUAGACAAUUGACACAUGAGCAAGCGACCCAUCUAGUAUUACGUACGGUUUUAUUGUAGUGACAAAACAUUUCAUGUGGAAAUAAUUUAAUUGUGAUCUUAAGACUGGUGUUGAAUUGUAAGUUGAAUGUGUUUAUUUUAAGUCAUUGAAUAUGUGUUUAAUUAAUUUGCUAACUCUGGGAUAGCCUCGCGUGUUGGAAACGAAUCGCCUAAAAUCGAGAGUAAGUUGGUAUAUGAGGCGCGAGAUGUGGCGUCUGAAGAAAUUUGGACUUGAAAUCAAUGGUUUAGUACAAACGUAGUCCCACGACCGAAUGUUAGUUAAGUUAAAUCCUCUCAGGCAAAUAAUUUAUAAUGUAAUCUUGACUUAGUGUAAUUGAAUCCAUUUGUUACUCAAUGUUGAUACAAUAUUUUGAAUAACAGGCAUUUCUUUUGAUUUGUGUUAGUCCCUUAUUAAGCUAGAUGGCAUUUUACCAUUUUAAACUAUGCCAUUGAUUAAUUUAAUUUUUCAUUGUAAUUAGUAGGAGACCAGUUGAUAAAUCAUAAUAAUUAUAUAUAUUUAGUAAACGAACAAUGAGUAGGAUAAGCCAAGUGUUAAUUUGUUACAGCAAUAGGCAAUAAGCACGCAGAUCUGCGUGCCGAAAGGUUUGGCAACGUAGAUUAUAGGCCAAAUUACCUGUAUUGAAAUCAUUAUAGGAUUAUAGGACAUGUUUUAAAUACAUUUGACUAUCGGCCUCAGCGCUUACCGCCGCAUGUCUUCAUAAGGAUCAGGUGCACACUGUGUGAUUUGUGAUGUCAUUAAACACUGCCGUUAACUAUUAUUAAGGAGAUUAUUAAAUAUAAAGUAUUCAAGAGAUAACACAUUUUUGAAAUAUAAGCAUAUUGUUAGUGAUCUUUACAAAUUGAUAUAGAAACUAGUGCAAAUCGCAAUGUUUUGUAAUAAAUAGUCUCAAACAGGUUUUGUUAAAAUAAUUUUAGAUUUGGGUACAUGUAGAGAAUUUCAGAAUUCUAGACUACUGUAGCUGUUAUUGAAUCUUUCAUUAUUUUUUAGACUGUUCCUUAAUAUUCCUGUAAAUUUAAAUUCCAUUUGGUGAUAUGCUCAAACUACAAUUUAAUUAAUAAUUACACUUCACCUUCCUAGAUAAUAUGAAGAUAAAACAGAUUACAUUUGUAUUUUAUGCUUAGUGAUUUCAUUGGAUGAUUAAUUGCUUCCAUCUUUAUAAUGUUUAUUUAAAAAAUGGAUAAUGUAAACAACAGCAAAAGUUUUUAACUAUGCCUCCUUCCUUGAUGUGAAAUGGUUGUCUUCACUUCAUGAACCCAUUGUGCUUGAUAGCCCAAGGAUAGUCUUGACCGCAUUGUAAUUGUUCAAUAAUGUGAACUAGUGACUACCAUAAAACAUACAGAUUUCAUUAUAAUUACUGUGAUUAUUUCUGGUUUUAAAUGUUUUCCAGACCAAAUUGUUUAAAUAUAAUGAACUCGCUAUAAAUAGUGCUGUCCUUUUUUAUUUAAAAACAAAAUUUGUAUCCCUACUUCUUUUUAUACAAUUAUAAUUAUUAAAAUGAAAUGCCAUCA